GUUUGAAAAGUGAGUGACUCUUCAGAGAUGUGAAACAGAGGAGCAGUCACACACUUCUGAUACACAAGCUGCUCAUUAUUGGAUACAUACGGUGCUGGAUGCUACUUGCAUGGCAGCAUGAUGAUUAACAGAUUGCCUUCUAAAGGGAAAUACAGUGUCAGACUGCAUGCUCCUUAAACACUGAGGAUUCAUAAUAAUCGCAUAUCAGCAUGGGUCAGAAUAAAAAGGAACAAGAAUUUUGCCCCUUAAACUAUAUGGACAGAAACAGCUGACAUAAACAGGAAGUAAAUUUGGAAAAUCCAAGACAGAAUCGUUUGCAUAGCUCCUGGAUGUAGGUCAUCAUGAGUGUUAUCAUAAGAGCAGCUGGAAAUUGAAAAUGCACCAUCUAUCACCUCCCAGCUUAGGAAUGAUCCGUUUUCCCACCUUCAUUUUUUUUGGAUCUUUUUUCUUCCUUCUUCCAAAUGACCUUCCUGAAUACAAAUAACACAUUUCUUCUGCUUUGCAUUUUUAUUCUGAUAUUAUCUAUUCAGAAAUCAAAGUUUAUUGCAAAUUAAACCACACCUAAAAAUCUAAAUAUGAAAAUAAUAUUUGAUUAUCUUUGAUAAGCGUCUUUAAUCCUGUUUGACAAACCACAUUUAUUUCUUACUUUGUCCAUAAAAUAUACAAUAUCCUGAGAGAACUAUCUGUAGCACAGCAGCUUUUUUAAUCCGUAGAGGUAUCGAUUACUCCCUGCAUGUUCCAUUUUCUCUCAGCUUACCCUUUUUAGGAUCUCUGGCCUCAUUUAAAGCCCCUAUCAGACAUUAGAUAGUAAAUGUUCUCCUAAAUAUCUCACCUACGUUUGAUGAACAGAUGCAGUGCAAAAUGUGAAUGACUGCAAUUUUCCAUUUUUCAAAAGAUUUAAAAUACAGGCAUCCGUGCUCUUUUAGCCAAAAGAAACAGCUUAAUAUUAAUCAUAACAUCAUAAAUUAAUUCCACAUUUCAUGAUACAUCCUCAUUGCUUUUGUAUAUUUAGACAGUAUCCGUUCCUUAUUUUUUUUCCCGCUUGUUAUUACUCAGUCUGGUUAUUUUUGUAUGUUUUAGCUGCUAGAUUAUUUGAGAUUUCUCUUUUCCUGUAAAUGUAAAUUUAGAGAAUAGUAUUGGAAUCUGUUAAAGGUGGAGCUACACAAAAGAUUCAAUUCAGCUGAAAGUAAAUAAAAGAGGACAGCAAAUAAAGUUAAUUGUUUGAUUUGGUAGGGGUUCUUUUUUGUGUCUCUGAGCAGUAUGGACUAUACUGUACCUGUCAGCUGAAAUCAGUAACAUCAGUGAGUAACUGUUAUAAUACAAAUGAUUUAUUUGCUAUUUCCCUUUAAGGAUAAAACACACAGCACUGAAAUACUGACCAUGUUUCCAUACAAGAUUUUAUAGUGAUUUCAUGUUGUGUUGUGUUUUUUUGAACAUCCCUCUAUCCUGCAAAAGAAGGUGAAGAAAUCACAGAGGGUUUGUAUGGGCAUGAUAUUUUUGGUUUUGUUUUGAUCAUAAGCUGUAACUUUCCUUUGUUUGUCAUAUGAAACUUGUUUCUUCUUCAUGCUUCUCUCUGUCUCCUUUUCCACUGUGCUAUUAAUUGUCUUUUUUAUGGCUCUUUUGUAAUGUUUGGUCCUGUCUAAACCGAGCCUUAUGUGUUUGUACCUUCAGAUUUCUAUUGAUUUGUCCACUCACAUGCCAACUCAUGCGCUGACACCCAGACCCAUAUUCCCAAGUCUGCUUUUAAAUCCAGUGCAGUUGCUAUUAGAAUUUAGAAUUUAGAUUGGAGAUAAACAGAUUGCAUUAAACCUGGAUAAAAUUAUUUGUUAAUUAGUUUUUUAAUGCCGCUCCUUAGGUCAUGUUGAUGUUUUUUUUUUUUUUUGGCUAGCAUCAUAAAUGAAAUAUCGUGUUCAAUAGUUUCAGAAGUAAAGGAAUCUGUUUUGUAUAUCACGGUGAACCAUCACAAAAACAUAUUUUGAUUUUCCAGGGUUUUUUUUUUUAAUCAAUUUUUGAACUGGCUUCUCAUAUGCAUCUUUUCUGAUGUACACUUCAUGCACACAUUUCUAUGUUUAUAUGCUCAUGUAUGUUUCCUGAUAAGACUCACGUGCACAUACACAAACAUUGUGAGUAAUGGGAGCUGCACGUGUCAAGCGUCGUUUCAGUGCGGUGGACACUCCUCUUAAUGAGGAAGAAGUAAUGAAGCUGGCUCAGAAUGAUGAUGUUACUGGGGUCUGUACAAGAGCUCUAUCUUCUCCAGCUUGCAAUGGCAAGCUGCUUAACCAAAACAAUGGAGGAUCAGGGAGGCUCUUUGAGAGAAAGGAGGAAGAUGAUGAUGAUUGUGAUAACAAUGAUAGAGGAAGGUGGAGAGGAAGAGAAGGAGGCUGUGGUUUCAUGCUUGAGAGUGUAGCUAGGAGAGAAGGGGGAUGGGAGCGAGUUGAAAGGACUUUCUCUGUCUCACCGUCCUUGUCGACUCCUCUUACUGCCCAACCUCACUUCCUGCCUCACAGCCGAUUUGUGGGCAAAGAUGGUCGCUGUAAUGUCACUUUCAUCAACAUGAACCAGAGAAACCAGAGGUACCUUUCAGAUCUCUUCACCACCUGCGUGGAUAUUCGCUGGCGCUGGAUGCUGGUAGUCUUCACCCUGUCCUUCUUGCUCUCCUGGCUUCUUUUUGGAUUGGUCUUCUGGCUCAUUGCAGCUGCUCACGGAGACUUAAGUCCCCCACCAUCAUCCUCAAUCUCCCCCUCCUCAUCCUCCUCAGCUACCUCAUUCUCUUCUUCUGUAGCUUUAAGAGAGCAACCAGUGGAUGAGCCUGAGGAGCCACUGGAGUCUAACCACUGUUUUCAGGAGGUGAAAACCUUCAUGGCAGCCUUCCUCUUUUCUUUGGAAACACAGACAUCUAUAGGGUAUGGCUUUCGAAGUGUAACUGAGGCCUGCCCCCUGGCGGUGCUUGCUGUCGUUUUGCAGUGCAUUGUGGGCUGCAUCAUCGACGCUUUCAUCAUCGGGGCGGUCAUGGCUAAGAUUGCCAAGCCCAAGAAGCGCAAUGAAACCCUGGUGUUUUCAGAUGUGGCCGUAGUAGCUAUGAGGGAUGGGAAGCUCUGCAUGAUGUGGCGAGUGGCAAACCUGCGCAAAAGCCACCUGGUAGAGGCCCACGUCCGAGCACAGCUGCUGAAGCCAAGGGUGACCACAGAAGGAGAGUUUCUACCUUUGGACCACAAGGACAUUAACGUGGGCUUUGACACAGGAACUGACCGGAUCUUUCUGGUGUCUCCGGUAACCAUUGUGCACGAGAUCAAUGAGGAGAGCCCUUUCUACGAGAUGGACCGGCAGAUGCUGGAGACAGAUGACAAUGUGGAGGUGGUGGUCAUACUAGAGGGCAUGGUCGAAGCCACUGCCAUGACCACACAGUGCCGCUCUUCAUACAUUGCACCUGAGAUUCUCUGGGGUCACCACUUUGAGCCUGUGCUAUUUGCAAAGAAAUCUGGCUACCAGGUGGACUACUCAUACUUCAACAGGACGUAUGAGGUUCCUGACACGCCAUCCUGCAGUGCUAAAGACCUAGCUGAGAAAAAGUACAUCUUGGGCUCCCGUUCCUCUUUCUUCUACGAGAAUGAAGUGGCUCUGCAGCUCUCCUCCUCUGCCCUUCCCUCCCCCAACAGCAUCUCUCCAUCCCCCUCUUCCUGUCUUUCACCCAUUCUUCUUACUCCUAGAGGAGGCACAUGUAGUGAGCACCCACAAACACACACUCACCCUCAGCAUGGGGGGUCAAAGGGCAAUAGGGGAAAAAGUAGAGAAUUAGGGUCACAAAGAGUGUGAAUAAAUGAUACAGAGAGAGCUGAAGGCAGUAGUAGAGUUGCAUGAACAUAGGGAGGAAGCUGGUACAAUGGACAAAAAGUCUGACAGGAGACAAAAAGGAGAAGGGAACUGAUUAAUGAUAGAGGGUCAUGAUUAGAAAAAGCAGAGUGGAGGAAGGGAGGUAGUGGAGGUAUAGUGCCCUUUUCUUGGCUGUCACAGCAAGCAAAAAAAAAAAAUACCAAAAGCUUAAGCAUUGAUAUCAACUCUUUGCUGAAGCCUAAUAAAAAAAACAUAAUGAGAGUGUGAGAGUGAGGGAUGGAUUUAACUAGCACAUUUCUCACUUCCAGAUAAUAUAUCUAAUAGACAAAGGGUUUGUUCAGAGGUAUUCAGGUGUCCAAGGAUUUUGAACAAAUGAGGGUAUUUAAUACAUUAAUGACAAUUAGGUCAAACAGAAAACUUGAGACAGAGAGAAUGGACAAAAUUAAAACAGUUUGGGGGAGAAGGAGAGAGAGGCGUAUGGGGAGGGAUUCAGAGGGCUAUUUACGGAUGAGGAGGGUUGCAACACUGGCCCACUUGGCUGAUUGGAAGUGGCAAUCUUUUAAAGUCAGUAUCACCGAUCGCUGAGUUCCUGCAGUGGUACAAAUACACAACAGUGAUCCCUUAUGGCUGUAAGAAGUAAAUGCAUAGAAUGAAAAGCUACUUUUUAGAUUACAGGACAAGUCAAGUUGUAUUUCCAGCAUGAUGGUGUGACACAGGAUGCACAAGUCUGUGGAAAAGCAAAAGUCUCUAAAAACAACACAAUACGGUGCACAAGACAGUGUCACUGUGUCGGUGUAUCAGGACAGGACACACCAACUACACGGAACAACAGGAGCGUUAACAAAAUGAAUUGUGCAAAAGACACAAGUUCAGAAAUUUCCAUAAGUGUGUGCAGAAGAGGUUUUUUUUACACAGCUCCUCAUGUACCUGCUGUUUAACUUAUUUACACAUUUACUGAGUCCUUCACUUUAACAACUAGAUUUAUUAACACCAAAGGCAAAACAGCCCCACAGAUGGUAUGUGCAGUGCCUUGCAAAAGUAUUCAUACCCACUGAACUUUUUCACAUUUUGACACGUUACAACCACAAAGAAAAAUGCAUUUUAUUAAGGUUGUAUGUGAUAGACCAACACAAAGUGGCACAUAAUUGUGAAGUGGAAGGAAAAUGAUAAAUGGUGUCCAAUUUUUUUUUUACAAAUAAAUAAAUGAAAAGUGUGGCGUGUAUUUGUAUUCUGCCCCACUGAGUCAAUACUUUGUAGAACCACCUUUCUCUGCAAUUACAGCUGCAAGUCUUUUGGGGUAUGUCUCUACCAGCUUUGCACAUCUAGAGAGUGAAAUUUUUGCCCAUUUUUCUUGGCAAAAUAGCUCAAGCUCAGUCAGAUUGGGUUGGCGAGCGUCUGUGAACAAUGAUUUUCAAGUCUCGUCACAGAUUCUCAAUUGGAUUUAGGUCUGGACUUUGACUGGGCCAUUCUAACACAUGAAUAUGCUUUAAUCUAAACCACUCCAUUGUAGCUCUGGCUGUAUGUUUAGGGUCAUUGUCUUGCUGGAAGGUGAACCUCCGCACCAGUCUCAAGUCUUUUGCAGACUCUAACAGGUUUUCAUCCAAGAUUGCCCUGUAUUUGGCUCCAUCCAUCUUCCCAUCAACUCUGACCAGCUUCCCUGUCCCUGCAGAAGAAAAGCAUCAGUACAACAUGAUGCUGCCACCACCAUGUUUCACGGUGGGGAUGGUGUGUUCAGGGUGAUGUGCAGUGUUAGGUUUACGCCACACAUAACGUUUUGAAUUUUGGCCAAAAAAGUUCCAUUUUAGUCUCAUCUGACCUUUUUCCACAUGCUUGCUGUGCCCCCCACAUGGCUUGUCACAAACUGCAAAUGGGAUUUCUUAUGUCUUUCUUUCAACAGUGGCUUUCUUCUUGCCACUCUUCCAUAAAGACCAGAUUUGUGGAGUGCACGACUAAUAGUUGUCCUGUGGACAGAAUCUCCCACCUGAGCUGUGUAUCUCUGCAGCUCCUCCAGAGUUACCAUGGGCCUCUUGGCUGCUUCUCUGAUUAAUGCUCUCCUUGCACUGUCAGUUUACAGUAGGUGGACAGCCAUGUCUUGGUAGGCUUGCAGUUGUGCCAUACUCUUUCCAUUUCCCGAUGAUGAAUUGUACAGUGCUCCGUGAGAUGUUCAAGGCUUGGUAUAUUAAUUUAUAACCUAAACAACUUUAUCCCUGACCUGUCUGGUGUGUUCUUUGGUCUUCAUGGUGCUGUUUGUUCACUAAUGUUCUCUAACACACUUCUGAGGGCUUCACAGAACAGCUGUAUUUAUACUGAGAUUAUACUGAGAUUAAAUGACACACAGGUGCACUCUAUUUACUAAUUAGGUGACUUCUGAAGGCAGCUGGUUUCACUGGAUUUUAGUUAGGGGUUUCAGAUAUUUCAUUCAUUCAUGCAUUUUCUACCGCUUAUCCGAACUACCUCGGGUCACGGGGAGCCUGUGCCUAUCUCAGGCGUCAUCGGGCAUCAAGGCAGGAUACACCCUGGACGGCGUGCCAACCCAUCGCAGGGCACACACACACACUCUCAUUCACUCACGCAAUCACACACUAUGGGUAAUUUUUCAGAGAUGCCAAUCAACCUACCAUGCAUGUCUUUGGACUGGGGGAGGAAACCAGAGUACCCGGAGGAAACCCCCGAGGCAGAGCAUGCAAACUCCACACACACAAGGCGGAGGCGGGAAUCGAACCCCCAACCCUGGAGGUGUGAGUCGAACAUGCUAUCCACUAAGCCACCGUGCCCCCCCUUUCAGAUAUUUAUUUGUAAAAAAAAGAAUUGGACACCAUUUAUAACUUUCAUUCCACUUCACAAUUAUGUGCCACUUUCUUUCGGUCUAUUUCAUAAAAUCCCAAUAAAAUACAUUUUUCUUUGUGGUUGUAACAUGUGGAAAAGUUCAGUGGGUAUGAAUACUUUUGCAAGGCACUGUAUGUAGGAAUGGUGGAACUCGUGCUCUGUGUUUUGUUCAAUUUGAUAAUACAACAUUUAGUGUAUUUGAAAAAAAUUAACUAAUCAGAAUACAAAUAACAGAUGUGAAACUACAGUUAAAUUAGGUUAAUAUAGCAAUACUAUGUACCGUGACAACACUUGAAAUCAGCAACACUUGAUCUUUAUUUAGGAUAUUCAAGACAUCUAAAUAUUCAGUGUUUAAGUAAACACAUACAGUACAACAACUUUUGCACAUUCGGCCGGAAGUGUUGUUACUUUUUCCACUUCAGGGACAGACAGAUGAGUCUGAGAGCUUAAAAAUCAUAAGCACUCAAUAGGAGAGAUUGUCUAUGAGAAUGACCAUCUAUUGCUGUUUAAUUGUGUUUUAGUAUUGCCUUCUCCAAAGCAACAGAAACUGGUUGCUAUAGCCACAGUUUUAUUUACACUUUGAUAAUGUUUGUAGCUCAUGUUGCUAUGAAGUUUCUUUCUCUGUAACUGACCUUCUUUUACUUUUUAUUGUACUUUUUUUAAACAAACAAAUUUUUCACCCAAAUGCUCAGAAUGAUGUUGAACUGGUCAGGCAGGUAACGGAGUGGUUUAAGAGGACUCACUAGUUACCUAAUUGAACCUUUUCUAUAUAUUUUGGGGUGAGGUUUUUGCAGUUUUUUCACAUUAUUCAAUAAAUUCAAUUUUAUCAAAUGCAAUGUACAAUAAGGCUGUGACAAACACUUUAUUUAGUAGACAUUGUGUCUCAAUGUAACACAGAUUUGUUCCUGUAUUGCCCUGUUUUGUCAAAUGCUUACAUUUGCACCGUAUAGCAAAUCUAACUGUAUUUUAGAAUGAAUGUGAUGCAGGAUUGGAUGAAAUUUCUAGAUAAAUAGUAGUAGUUGUUAUAGUA
Messenger RNA from Tachysurus vachellii, 7687 nucleotides. It is a transcript of the gene kcnj14, whose product is annotated as potassium inwardly rectifying channel subfamily J member 14. The record is from RefSeq and is a predicted model, not a curated record. Gene Ontology annotation, cellular component: plasma membrane. Gene Ontology annotation, molecular function: inward rectifier potassium channel activity. The transcript is spliced from 5 exons. NCBI's taxonomy places the organism in Eukaryota, Metazoa, Chordata, Actinopteri, Siluriformes, Bagridae. The coding region runs from base 2131 to 3813 and encodes 560 amino acids. Gene Ontology annotation, biological process: potassium ion import across plasma membrane; regulation of monoatomic ion transmembrane transport.